UUUCGACGCAAAUCGUUGUUGCCGCACAUGGAGGAAGGCGGCCACCGCGAUGGUGACGCAGCGGCUGACGAACACCCUUGGCUCCUUCAUGACGAUUUUGCGGCAAGCCACCGCAUCUUGAAACAAUGCAUGGACUUGAGUGAUGCCAUCCAUCCCACCAGCAAAGCCCACGUCGACAUCACGCGGAAGGCCACCCGUGUCGUGGCCUCGCUGAAGACUGUGUACAACAAUCACGCCAACGGGGCGUCGAGUGCGGCAGAUUCUUCCCGAGACAUGCUCCAAGUGCAUACUCGCGACGUUGUCGAGAUCUUGACCGAUGCGUGGGUGCUCCUGCCCACAAUCGUGCUAAAGCAUAUCCUGGGCGAUAUUGUGGAGCUUUACACCGACAUUCUCAUGAGCAAAGCCGACAUCGACAAUAUCACCGACGUCGAGUGCUUUCUCCGCAGCGUUGACGGCUUCUUGUCCGCAAAUCCAUUGAAACAUGCUGUCCGCAAGCUCGAGAAGUGCAAGGGUAAAUUGCAGCGAUUCCAAGUCGCUGUCCACGACGACCAGGCCAAACUCAACCGUCCGCGGUGGACGAUCGUCGGCGAUCGCGUCAAUGCGACGGCCAUCACCCGCGACGUCCAAGAGUACUUCGAGACGCAUCGCAUCACGCCAGCGGACGAACAACAUCGCUUGGCCAUCGUCAAACGUUUGGAACAUGCCAUCACACGCAACAAAGAGUGGAGGGAUGCCAGCAUCGAGCUCUACGGCAGCUCCCUCUCAACCAUGGGGACGCAAGGGUGCGACAUGGAUCUGUGCCUGUCGUGGAAGACUUCGACCAGUGUGUUUUCUCUCUCGAACAGCGCCGCCAUCGGGAAAGCGCGGCAUGCCCAUGAGUUGGCGCUGCAAAACCGAUCGAACCACGAAAUGGGACUCGACUUGCUGGACCGCGUAAAGGCCGACCUUGCCAAGCACACGGCUGUGCUGGGUCAACUUGUCCUGGCCUGCGGCAACGCGCCAGCGGACGAAAAAUUAGCGAAAAAGAAAACGUGCGCGCAGUUUUUUGUGCGGGCUUUGCUCGAGUUUACGCAGGUCCUCGAACGUCUCGAGCCAACGGCCAAGUCGCCGGCGGACAUGGCGAGCCACGUCCGGAUCGCCGCGCACGAGCUAAAGGUCGCGAUGGCGGACAACAUGAAGCGCACGAAACAGCUCCAUCGACUGACGGCCGUGCUGCAGCGCGAAGGAUGCACGGUCCACAACGUGCUCGCCCAUGCCCGCGUCCCCAUCAUCAAGUUCUCGCACGUCAAGAGCCAACUCGACUGCGAUCUGUGCAUGGGCAACACCCUAGCUACGCGGAACACGCGUCUCCUUCGCGCGUAUGGCCAAUAUGACCGCCGCGUGAGUCCGUUGGUGUUGGCGGUAUGGCGGCGGCCACAUUGUCGUAAGAAUAAUCCAUCCACACGAACGUCGUGCCAGGUGAAAAAGUGGGCGAAAGCAAGGGGCGUCAACGACGCGUCGCAAAACACUCUCAGCUCGUACUCGUACGCGAUCGUGGUCAUCCAUUUCCUGCAAACCGUUGGCAUCUUGCCCAACCUGCAAGAUCCGGCGCUGUGUGGCCAACUGGGCGUGGCGCGCGAGAUCGUGCAUGGCGUCGAUGUCUCGUUCUGCGCCGACUCGACUGCGUGCCGGACGAUUGCGCCGCGUCAAGAGCGGCGGGACGCCGAGCUGGACGUUGGCGAGUUACUCGUGCUCUUCUUUGACUACGUGACGGCGUUUCCGUGGCUAUCGCGCGUGGUGUCGAUUCGCGGACGAGACCAGACCAAGCGCGACCGGUGGACGAGCGCGGCCAAGACGUGGCGCAUGAGCAUCGAGGACCCGUUCGAAACGUCGCGGGAUUUGGGCAUUGUCUUGACUCCGCUAGGCCAAGAAUGCGUGCUGCGUGAAUUCGCCCGGGCCAAAAAUGUGCUGCUCGAGACGGGCAGCUUUGCGGCGCUGACGGCUGUCCCGCCGCAGCCCGCACCAGGCACAAAGGCGAAUGCAGGUUCGAACAAGACUUGCGACGGCGGCAAACCUUCCAAGGCCAUCAUCGGGCGAAACAAAAACGGCCGCAACACGGGUGCCGCCGACGGCGCCAGUCCCGCAGACACGCCUCCAGCGAUUCCAUUGUCUGGCACCGCGUCGAAAGAAGACGCCGGCGCUGCACCUGGCGACUCGGUAUGUGCAUUCGACCCGGCCGUGCAAGGCACCGUGCAAACGAAAACAAAGAAGCAGCGGGGAAACCAAAGAAACAGUGCGGAAGGACCGGCACCCAGUGCGGCUGUGUCUCCAAUUGCGCCGACUCACGUCGAAGGCGGCCGUGCAGCCCGUGGCGAGCCUCCAGCGACUUUGGACCACGAACCAAGUAUGGCAGGAGGACCCGCCAAAGAAAACGACGCCGCGCCUACCUCUCGAAAGCACGAGAAGAGCAAAAGAGCCGUCGUGAUGUCUGCUCGCGAGGAUAGAGUCGCGCGAGAUGCCGCGGCGCCAACUAGCCAGCCGGCCUCCAUGGACAGCGCUCAGCAUCAUGGCCAACAGCAGUCGCCACCUCGACGUCGAUCGGCCAACGACACACCACGUCAGGACGAGAAAGCAGUGCCACGAUGCUCGCAAAAGGAGAAGAAGCCGGCUGAACAGCACAACAAGAAAGGGUGUCAGGAAGGGCCCAAAGGCAAACAACACCAGAGCAAAACUCGAGGGCACAAAAGCGCCAGCGGCAGCAGCACCCCCCCUGCAGCCCCUGUUGUGGCCGUCCUUAGCCUACCGCUGCCUGCGCCAAUUCAGGCGAAUCCCCAGAGGCAGGCAGUUGAAGAAGAUGCUGGCGCGACUACCACUGCCGCCGCCACUACUUCUCGCCGCUCACGUCGCCAUGGAAAUGGACGCCAUGCAUCUCGGCCGACAGCAGCGUCGCCCACCGAAUCGUCGUAACAAAUCAUGCUUUGGAUCACGUUGCGGUGACGAUCGUCACUGACGACCGAAAACGUGGUGUGGCCAUGAUAAGAUUGCUUCUCUACACGUGAAAUACGCUCUUGAG
This is a messenger RNA of Aphanomyces invadans, 3052 nucleotides long. RefSeq lists its product as hypothetical. Gene Ontology annotation, biological process: RNA 3'-end processing. Gene Ontology annotation, molecular function: nucleotidyltransferase activity. The record is from RefSeq and is a predicted model, not a curated record. Bases 28 to 2946 code for a protein of 972 amino acids. The transcript has 12 exons. NCBI's taxonomy places the organism in Eukaryota, Oomycota, Saprolegniomycetes, Saprolegniales, Verrucalvaceae.